AUGCGUAUAGAGAAUCAUGACAGGGAGAACGAGAACGCCCCGCUGUUGGAGCCCAGCUUCACUCCGUCACCUGUCCAGAAACCGCGCCUUGCGACUUUUCUCUUAUCCUUAUGUAUCUCCUUCUUGUCGGGAGGAAGUGCCAUGAUUCAAGUUCCAUUGACCCAGCUGAUGGAAGACAACUUAGCAAUUUGCAAGGACGAUGGGAUUCAAUCUAAGCUUGCAUAUCUGAACGCUUUACUCGGAGUGAUAGAGUCCGUGACCAGUCUCAUUGUUGCAUUCCCAUACAGUGCGCUGGCUGAUAGGCUUGGUCGCAAACCGAUUAUCUAUCUAUCAACCACGGGAUCCGUGCUUUAUGUUGCUUGGGUUCUGGCUAUUCUGAAAUUCCCCAAUCUCUUGCCGAUAGAAUACAUCCUCUUGGGCCCACUUCUCACGGUUGUUGGCGGUGGAAGCACUGUUAUUAACGCCUGCAUCUAUUCCCUGGCUUCGGAUCUGGUACCUGACACAGAUAUAACAAUAUCUUAUUUCAUGAUGGCCUUUGGAAGUUUGGCUGGGGCUUCGGUUGGCCCGGCGAUAUCUUCCAAACUGAUAGAGCAAUAUUCACCCUGGUUCCCUACGCUGGCAGGCUCUUUGAUUGUUCCCGCCAGUAUGGGCUUGUUGGUUGUGCUCCCCGAGACGAUCACACCGAGAGAUCAGUCUUCUGGGAGAGCAGCCUCAUUGGGGAAGCUUUCACCUCGCGCGCUCAAGACAUUCUUUAACCAGUCCUGGGCCGAUCUCAAAACAUCAUGCCAGAGUAUUCGCUCCUUCUCAAUUCUUCUGAUUUUGAUCACCAAUCUCAGAGUAUAUCCCGAGAGUGUGGCAUAUGGAUCCUUGCUCGUGCAAUAUGUGAGCAAGCGAUUUGACUGGACUUUCGCAGACGCUGGCUAUCUCCUCGCAGCUCGUGGGAUUGGCCAGAUGCUCAUUUUACUUGUCUUAUUCCCUGGGAUAUCAAAGCUACUUUCAAAAUACUUGCGGCCAGCUGUCAAGGACCUGAUUCUUGGACGCGCCUCGGCUUGCUUGGUGAUUUUUGGGAGUCUUCUUACGGGGGCUCCGCGCAUUGGCCUUGUGAUUUUCGGAUUAAUACUUCAAACAUCAGGCGCGGGCUUGAAUGCGAUAUGUCGAUCAAUAGCUAUGAGCUACAUGGGAGCACAUGAUAAGUCGAAGAUGAAUGCGAUGAUUGGGAUCUUUGAAACAUUCGGGUCUAUGUUUGCCGGGUCGACAUUGGCAUGGCUUUUUUCGCAGGGUAUGAAGCUCAGAGGGAUUUGGUUUGGGCUCCCAUACUAUGGCUUGGCCGCAUUUUCUGAGCUCUGUCUGGCUGGAUUAUUCUUUCUAGGGCCUUCCCAGCAUCAAGACCUCAAUGAUAUAGAUGAACCCCAGCCUUCAACUGCAUCUGAUCUGGAUUAA
Messenger RNA from Penicillium psychrosexuale, 1440 nucleotides. RefSeq lists its product as uncharacterized. Gene Ontology annotation, biological process: transmembrane transport. Gene Ontology annotation, cellular component: membrane. Gene Ontology annotation, molecular function: transmembrane transporter activity. The coding region runs from base 1 to 1440 and encodes 479 amino acids. The record is from RefSeq and is a predicted model, not a curated record. NCBI's taxonomy places the organism in Eukaryota, Fungi, Ascomycota, Eurotiomycetes, Eurotiales, Aspergillaceae. The transcript has 5 exons.